AUGGCAGACACCGAGGCUCCUGCUCCUCAAAACAUGGAGCCUGAUGUCGCUCUCGACAAGCAACCACACGGCCCGCCGCAACCCGACAUGGACUCCAGCCAGGAACUGCACGAUGUACCCUUAGAUACCGCGCCAGAUGCUGAAACUCCUCCUGUUUUGACAUAUGAACCCUCGGAUCCUGUACAGCACCAACAUGGUGCAGACAUUGAGACAUCGCAUCCGGAUACGCUACCCACACCUGAACCUCCGCUCCUGUCAGAGCAAUCCGACCAACCUACCGUACCUACCAUCACCACCCCUCUGCCAGAGUCUACAUCGACACCACAAUCCGAAGAUGCUCCCCAGACUGCCGCCGAUCCUCGUCUCAUCCAGCCUACUCGCCAGCGCACCGACUCGCAGUCCACUACUGCUACCUCUCGCUCGACAACUCGUUCGUCCAUGGUCUUCGUCGUUAGUGCUUUAGAAAAGAUCGCUGCUUCCAAGGAUGCUCGUAAAGAAAAGCCCCUGGCAGAUGCUACCCAGCGUGCCUUGUCAACAAUCAAGAGCCAGGGAGAUCCGACCCAGACAGAUCCUGAGAUUCUGUUCGCGCCCCUACAACUGGCUAGCCGAGCAAAUACCGUCGCAAUUGUCACUACCGCUCUGGACUGCAUCGGCAAACUUAUCAGUUACUCCUACUUUUCAGUUCCUACAGACCCAAAUCAUGAGAACCAGCAGCCUCUGCCACUCAUCGAGCGCGCCAUUGAUACCAUAUGCGACUGCUUCCAGGGUGAGACCACCCCUGCUGAGGUCCAGAUGCAAAUCCUCAAAUCUUUGUUGGCUGCCAUUCUCAACGACAAGAUUGUGGUCCACGGUGCAGGCCUACUCAAGAGUGUUCGUCAAACAUACAACAUCUUCCUGCUGUCCAAGAAUAGCUCCAACCAACAAAUUGCUCAAGGAACCUUGACACAAAUGGUUGGAACCGUUUUUGAGAGAGUAAAGACACGGAUUGCUGGACGUGCCGCCAGGGCUGAAUCCUCCAAAUCCCCCCUUACCAACGAUGCCGCCGAAACAGCCGAGUCGCCCUCAGAUGCGGCAGGAAAUGGAUUACCACGAGCUUCCACUGACUUGCAAGAAGAGGAAGAAGAGGAACAAGAGGAUGUUGACACGACCAGAAUGACUCUGCAGACAUUCGAGACCAAGAAGAGUUUCGACGAUGCUCGGAUAGGCGAUAAUGCUCCUACUAUGGUCACUCGCCUGAAGAAGUCACGAAUGCCUGCCCGUACCUCUUCUGGCAAUGACGGCGUUCCUGCCAUCACAGUACAGCCAGAUGGUUCUGACAUUACCGAAGAGGAUGAGGAAGACGAAAUCUUCAUCAAGGACGCCUUCCUAGUAUUCCGUGCAAUGUGCAAGCUCAGUACAAAAACGCUUCGUGUCGAGGAGACUGUUGAUCUGAGAUCUCAGGGCAUGCGCUCCAAGCUGCUAUCCCUCCACAUCAUUCAGACUACGAUCUUCAAUCACUAUGCCAUCUUCACUUCACCCUUUGCGACUAUUCGCAGUAGCUCUAAUAACGAUCCCACAAGCUUCACACAGGCGAUCAAACAAUACCUCUGUCUUAGUUUGAGUCGCAAUGGAGCUAGCUCUGUGAACAAAGUGUUUGAGAUCAGUUGCGAGAUCUUUUGGCUGAUGAUCCGCUAUUUGCGAGUUACACUCAAGAGGGAAAUCGAGGUUUUCCUCAAAGAGAUCUAUCUCGCAAUUUUGGACAAGAGGACGGCGCCUGCAUUCCAGAAGCAAUGCAUUAUCACGGUCUUGACCAGACUGGCUUCAGAUCCAAGAGCACUGGUUGAGCUCUAUCUCAAUUAUGAUUGCGACCGAGCAGCACUCGACAACUUCUACCAACGUAUCAUCGAACACCUUUCCAGAAUUGCCAGUUCGCCUGUGCAGGUCACGGCGCAGCAGGAACUGUUGUACAUUGAGCAGCAAUCUAAGCAUGGCAAUGCCAUGUCCGAGUGGUUGGCCCAAAGUACUCUACCUCCAUCAUUAUCCACCUCCACAAUCUCUAGUGUUCCGGACGCCAAUCAAGACAUACCUGCAGAAUACGUCAUGAAGCAGCAUUCUCUGGAGUGUCUGGUGGAGACGUUGCGUUCUAUGGUCAACUGGUCUCAGCAAGGUCUCAACGAUGUCGCUGCAUCACUGUCGAAUCCUGAAUCGCGCAAUUCAAUAGAAGACUUCAGAGAAUCGAUUGACGCUCGUGAAAAUGGUAUCGCCCAAUCACCUAUCGUACCGAGCGUGGAGGCUUCUGCGAAUGCGGUGGCUGGCACUCNNCCCCUUGCUGAAGACGACCCUGCUGAGCUUGAACGAGUCAAACAACACAAGACCGCGCUUAACAAUGCCAUUAAACAGUUCAAUUUCAAGCCUAAGAAGGGUAUCAAGGUUCUGGUGGCAGGUGGCUUCAUUCCCUCGGAUUCGCCUCAAGAUAUCGCUCGGUUCCUCAUUACCAAUGAUAGGUUAGACAAGAAAGCACUAGGUGAAUUCCUUGGAGAAGGUGAACCAGAAAAUAUUGCUAUCAUGCAUGCUUUCGUGGACAGUAUGAACUUCACAAAGACACGAUUCGUCGAUGCUCUUCGCAACUUCUUGCAGAGUUUCCGUCUACCAGGAGAGGCCCAGAAGAUCGAUCGUUUGAUGCUGAAGUUCGCCGAAAGAUACACCGGAGGCAAUCCUAAUGCGUUUGCGAACGCUGAUACUGCCUAUGUGCUAGCCUAUUCGGUUGUUAUGCUCAACACCGAUCAGCACAGUGCACAGGUCAAGGUUCGCAUGACUCCAGAAGAUUUCAUCAAGAACAAUCGUGGCAUCAAUGAUGGUCAGAGUCUGCCAGAUGACUACCUCAAGUCUAUCUUCGAAGAGAUCGCCCAGAAUGAAAUCGUUCUGGAUACGGAGCGUGAGAAUGCUGCUAAUCUAGGCAUGUUGCCGCAAGGCACUGGUAGCUUAGCUGCAAACAUCGGUCAAGCGGUCGCCAAUUUUGGGCGUGAUUUACAGAGAGAGGCGUAUGCUCAAGCUUCGGAUCAAAUGGCCACCAAAACGGAACAGCUCUUCAAGAAUCUCAUGAAAGCUCAGCGUCGUGGGGCUGCUAGGUCAUCUUCGGUCAGAUUCAUUCCUGCAUCAUCGUUCAAACACGUCGGCCCGAUGUUUGAGGUGACCUGGAUGUCUUUCUUGACUGCACUUUCUGGCGGAACUCAAGAAACAAACAACAUUGAGAGAAUCAAGCUCUGUAUGGAAGGCCAAAAACUGGCUAUCCGCAUUUGCUGUUUGUUUGAUCUUACAGAUCCCCGACAGGCUUUUAUUGCUUCACUCACCCGAUUCACAAACCUUUACAACAUAGGGGAGAUGAAGGCCAAGAACAUCGAAGCUCUCAAAGCCGUUCUCGAUGUCGCACAAAACGAAGGCAACCUGCUCAAGGACUCAUGGCGAGACGUUCUUACAUGCAUAAGUCAACUCGACAGGUUCCAGCUCAUCUCCACUGGUGUGAGCGAAGGUGACGUUCCGGAUAUGUUGAGAACACACUCUUCUAUGAGCACCCCCAACCGCAAAUCUCUUGGUGUUCCUCCUCGUCACCGCAACAGAAACUCUGUCAGUGGCGUAGUUUACCAGCCCGAUAUCGCCGAGGAGAGCAGAUCCGCCGAUAUGGUUCGCAGCGUCGAUCGUAUCUUCACUAACACCGCCAACUUGUCUGGAGAUGCCAUCGUGCACUUUGUCACGGCCCUCACCCAAGUCAGCUGGCAAGAGAUCCAGUCGUCUGGCAACAGCGAGUCUCCCAGAACUUACAGUCUGCAGAAGCUUGUUGAGAUCAGUGGCUACAAUAUGACCCGUGUGCGUUUCGAAUGGACAAGCAUUUGGCAAGUACUAGGUGAACACUUCAUCCAAGUCGGCUGCCAUAACAACACGAACGUUGUUUACUUUGCUCUUAACUCAUUGAGACAAUUGUCUAUGCGUUUCAUGGAGAUCGAGGAAUUGCCUGGUUUCAAAUUCCAGAAAGAUUUCUUGAAGCCAUUCGAACACAUUCUGAGCAAUGCUACACAAGUGCCUGUCAAAGAUAUGGUCUUGCGCUGUCUGAUUCAGAUGAUUCAAGCUAGAGGUGACAACAUUCGCUCCGGAUGGAAGACUAUGUUCGGUGUUUUCACUGUUGCGGCUCGUGAGCCUUACGGUAUGUGUUUAACAUUUGACGCAACUACUUUUUCUAACUGUUCUCAGNAAUCGAUUGUUAAUCUCGCCUACGACAAUGUCACACAGGUCUACAACGAUCGCUUCGCUGUGGUUAUCACCCAGGGUGCAUUCGCUGACCUUAUCGUCUGCUUGACUGAGUUCUCUAAGAAUCACAAGUUCCAGAAGAAGUCCCUGCAAGCCAUUGAGAUGCUCAAGUCUUCCGUCUCCAAGAUGCUUCGUACACCCGAGUGUCCACUUAGUGUCAAAGCCAGCACCGUCAAAGAUGCUCCUACAGCAGAGGGUAUGCCCAAACAACCUACCAGACAGACUCAAGAAGAGCAGUUCUGGUUCCCUGUUCUUNUUGCCUUCCAUGAUGUGUUGAUGACAGGAGAUGAUCUCGAAGUCCGAUCUAGGGCGCUCAAUUACUUGUUCGAGACAUUAACACGAUAUGGUGGUGACUUCCCUCGCGAAUUCUGGGACACUCUGUGGCGCCAACUUUUGUACCCUAUCUUCAUGGUCCUCAAAUCAAAGUCAGAGAUGUCAAAGGCUCUUAAUCAUGAGGAGCUUUCGGUAUGGCUAUCGACAACCAUGAUUCAAGCGCUCCGCAACAUGAUCAGUCUUUUCACACAUUUCUUUGAUUCUCUCGAGUAUAUGCUUGAUAGAUUCCUGGACCUUCUGGCACUUUGCAUUUGCCAAGAGAACGACACCUUGGCCAGAAUUGGCAGCAACUGCUUGCAACAACUGAUUCUUCAAAAUGUUCACAAGUUCACCCCCGAACAUUGGGAANAGGUUGUUGGCGCGUUCGUCGACUUGUUUGCACGAACUGAAGCGACAGCUCUCUUCUCCGCAGCAACUUCGUCCUCAUACAGGAAAGACUCAAGUGCCUCAAACGGCUCCAAGGCUGCUCCAGCAUCGAUGGACGGCCUCUCAAUGACUGAAACCCCUUCUGCAGAUCCAGCAUCUAUACCAUCAGAGAAUCCUCUAAACCUGAACGGUGAUGAGCAUUCUCCAAGUGAGGGAUCACCGAGACGUCCCCAGGGCAACACCACGGCUACUAUGCAGUCCGACCGAAGCUUAUCUCCUUCAAAACAGGCUCAAAUUGGCGAUGGCAAUGAGCUUGAAUCGUUCAACAACACAUCACAAACACCCAACGCGCCGGUUGUUGUCACUGCAGCACGCCGCCGCUUCUUCAACCAGAUCAUUACCAAGUGUGUCUUGCAAUUGCUGAUGAUUGAUACCGUCAGCGAGCUGUUUUCCAACGAUUCUGUCUAUGCUGCCAUCCCUUCUCAUCUGUUACUGCGCUUGAUGGCACUGCUCAAGAAGUCUUACCACUUCGCCAAACGCUUCAACGAGGAUCGCGAGUUGCGUACGAAGUUAUUCAGAGAAGGCUUCAUGCGUCAGCCUCCGAAUCUGCUCAAGCAGGAGUCUGGAUCGGCGUCCGUUUACGUUAGUAUUCUUCUGCGUAUGUUCUCUGAUGAAGGAGAGGAGCGGAAAGCAUCACGCACCGAGACGGAGCAGGCACUCAUUCCUUUGUGUGCCGACAUUGUGAGCUCUUAUGUUGAGCUUGAUGAGGAUACACAACAGCGCAACAUCAUGACUUGGCGGCNNCCGUUGUGGUUGAUGUGCUUGAAGGCUACACAGCCUUCCACACCGACGAUUUCGAACGUCACGCCACCACUUUCACACCGCUUGCCGUCGGCCCUCAUGAAUCGUGAUAUGGGUCCCGAGCUCCAGCGAGCGGUGCAAGGACUUUGGGCUCGCGUCACCGAGAUCAAAUUUGGUGUGAAGACGUUUGCUCAUACUGGCAAGACGUCGGGACUGACUAGCCCCACUAGACCAUCGAUGUUCAGCGGGCGUCGCUCGAGUAGGGGAAGUCAUUAG
Messenger RNA from Aureobasidium musti, 6057 nucleotides. Lineage: Eukaryota; Fungi; Ascomycota; Dothideomycetes; Dothideales; Saccotheciaceae. The record is from the annotation of a GenBank genome assembly.